Rhododendron vialii is the source of this 1072-nucleotide messenger RNA. RefSeq lists its product as uncharacterized. Lineage: Eukaryota; Viridiplantae; Streptophyta; Magnoliopsida; Ericales; Ericaceae. The transcript is spliced from 2 exons. The record is from RefSeq and is a predicted model, not a curated record. Bases 1 to 888 code for a protein of 295 amino acids.
AUGGAAUUGAAGAAAUUUAAAUCUCAAAAAUCGUUAGUUAUGACCUGGUUGUUUAAUUCUAUGAGGGCUGAUAUUCGUCAUACUUUUCUGCUUCUUGAUACUCCACAUAAGAUUUGGAUUACUGCAGCCCAGACCUAUUCUCAGCAAGGUAAUGAUGCACAGUGUUUUGAGUUGAGGAAGAGACUCCGUACAUUGGAGCAAAAUCAUCGUUCUGUUGCUGUGUAUUUUGCUGACUUGAGUGGAGCUUGGGGGGAAUUUGAUUAUUAUCAGGGCUUUCAGGCUGUUUGUGCAGUGGAUGCUGCUAAUUGGCUAAAAAGGAUGGAAAAAGAGCGUGUUUAUGACUUUCUUGCUGGUCUUGAUAUGGAGCUUGAUCCAAUUAGAGUACAGGUGUUGGGUCGUAUUCUGUUUCCAUCCUUGGGAGAGGCCUAUUCUAUUGUUCAACAAGAGGAGAGUAGGAGGGGUGCUAUGUUGCAGCCUCCUACGUUUGAUCGUUCGGCCCUAGUUGCUACUCCUCAGGAUCAUUUUGGUUCUGCUAGUGGGUCUAUUCUCCAGGGUGGCAAGUCCCAGUCUGGUACUAUCAUUGGGCCUCCUAAUUGUGCGUCACUCCAGUGUGAUUAUUGCCACAACACUGGUCAUACCAGGGAUUUUUGUUGGAAGUUACAUGGCAAGCCCUCUCGUGGGUGCGGGGGUGGACGCGGUGGCCAUGGUCGUGGUCCAGGGUGUUCUCGGGCCCAUGCCCAAGUUUCAGAGUCUACAGUUGGCACAUUGCCUGAUUCUGGGUUCAGUACUGGGUUCAGGUUUCAUUUGAUCAUGUUGGUGGUUUCUCUCAAGGGGAGAUACAAACUCUCAGGCGCCUUAUGGCUCAGGCUAAUUCUCCAUCUACUAUAGCUUCCUCUUCCACAGCAGCUCCUACUUCAUCCUAUUUUGCUCACACAGGAACUGGAUACGGGGAAAGUGAUUGACAGUGGUAAAUCACAUGGUGGCCUCUAUUUUUUGGAAUCUGCACCUCGUUCACCCAUGUCAUGUGGUCUUGCUCUGCAAGCAGAUACGAGUCCAGCUCUUACUAUGUUAC